AUGGCUCUUCUAGCCGAACUUCUGGCCACACCCUACCUGGCCCAGGCUUUAUGCGUGGCUGUCCUGGUGCUCUUCGUCUCCAGCUUCUGGCAGGAUCUGACGGAUGAGAUCCCCUAUAGCCGGAUUCCAUUAGUCGGGAAGAGAUGGUGGGAUCUGUCAAACAAAAAGGCCAAGGCACGGUUCACGGAGGCUGCGAGAGCUCUAAUUGCAGAGGGAUUCGCCAAGGGAACAAGCGUCUUCCAGGUCAUGGCUACGACGCGCCCCCUCAUCGUCUUGCAUCCCAAAUACGUCGACGAGAUCAAAAGUCAUCCCCACUUGGACUUUGAACUUGCCACGAAGAAGAACUUCUUCGAGGAUCGAAUUGCCGGUUUCGAGGCAUUCCACCCCGCCGGUGCUUCGAGGGUAAUCCUGGACACGGUGCGAAUCAAGCUAACCCAAGCCCUCGGCUCAUUGACAAUCCCACUCUCCAUCGAGUCGGCCGCGACAUUGAAAGGGACCUUUCCCCCAUCAAAUGAAUGGACCACAUACAACUUCUCCCAGAAAGUCCCAUACAUGAUCGCCCGCCUCUCCACACUCGUCUUCAUGGGCGAGUCCGUCUGCCGCGACCCAGCUUGGCUCGACGUGUCAGUCAAUUACACAAUCGACGCCUUCCUCGCCGCCCGCGCCCUGCGCAUGUGGCCCUCCGUCCUCCGGCCGCUGGUCCACUGGUUCAUGCCCAGCUGUCAAAAGCUACGACAGCACUUUGCCGUUGCGCGGGCUAUCGUUGCUCGUGAAAUUGAGAAUCGCACCUUGGCUAAACAGGUCCAGCUUGGCUCUGGGGGUGCACCACGCCGCGCAGAUGCGCUGGAUUGGCUGGAUGAACUUUCGACAGCGUAUGGGUCUGUGUCUGAUCAACCGCGUGAACAGGUUGGAUUGGCGCUGGCGGCGAUUCAUACUACGUCUAAUCUGUUGACGAAUGUUGUGUAUGAUCUUGCGGCUUAUCCGGAAUAUGUUGAGCCGUUGCGGGAGGAGAUUAAGGCUGUUUUGAUUGAGGAUGGAUCGUUGAAGAAGACUAGUUUGUUGAAGUUGAAGUUGUUGGAUAGUGUGAUUAAGGAGUCGCAGCGCAUCAACCCUGUGAGCAUAGUAUCAAUGAACCGCGUCGCCCUAUCCCCAAUCCCCCUCUCAGACGGCACCCUAAUCCCCGCCGGCGCCACAAUCGCCGUAUCCGCCCACAUCAACGAAGACGACACCGUCUACCCCAACGCCUCAUCAUACGACGGCUUCCGCUUCUACAAGAAACGGCAGGAACCCGGCCACGAGCACAGACACCAGCUUGUCACGACGACGAGCGACAAUUUUAGCUUCGGGCAUGGACGCCAUGCGUGUCCGGGGAGGUUCUUCGCCGCUAAUGAGACGAAGAUUCUGCUGGUGCAUUUGUUGUUGAAGUAUGAUUGGAAGUUUAAGGAUGUUCAAGGCAGGCCGAGGAAUUUUGAGGUUGGGAUCGAGAGUAUUGCGGAUCCGAGUGUUGAGUUGUUGUUUAGGGGGAGGGGGUGUGAUGUUGAUCUUAGGAUGUUGGGGGAGGGUGUUUGA
Messenger RNA from Penicillium subrubescens, 1569 nucleotides. RefSeq names its product cytochrome P450. The transcript is spliced from 6 exons. The record is from RefSeq and is a predicted model, not a curated record. Bases 1 to 1569 code for a protein of 522 amino acids. Gene Ontology annotation, molecular function: iron ion binding; monooxygenase activity; oxidoreductase activity, acting on paired donors, with incorporation or reduction of molecular oxygen. Lineage: Eukaryota; Fungi; Ascomycota; Eurotiomycetes; Eurotiales; Aspergillaceae.